UCCAGAAAAUUUCUUUCUCCUGUUGCUUUCGCAGUUCGUAAAAUGAUCAUCAUUCUUCGGUCACAACUGUAACAAAAAAAUUAAUUUGGUGUAAAAUUUAGUGAAUACUCUAAAAGGGGGAUUGGAAAUCAAACGCGGGAUCAGUCCUGUAAAAUAGCCGUUGUUGUGAUGGUAUGCGGUUCAUUUAUUUUAUAAUAGUAGCAGCAAUAAGUAUGUAUUUGUAAUACCAUUGUUGGUUAGAAAGAUUUCGUUGACCUAAUAAGAAACCAGAAAUGGAAGCUCCUCGUUCGUCAGAUAUAGUUAUAAUAAGCGGAAAUUCGCAUACUGAAUUAGCUUCAUUGAUUGCGAAAAGAUUGGAUGUGAAAGUAGCCGAUUGUUCCGUUUAUCAUAAAACAAAUAGAGAAACAAUGGUUGAAAUUGGGGAUUCGAUUCGUGGCAAGGAUAUCUAUAUUAUUCAAACAGGCACAAAAGAUGUUAAUAACAAUAUAAUGGAGCUACUGAUCAUGGCAUAUGCGGUCAAAACUUCUUCUGCAAAGUCCAUUGUAGGUGUAAUACCCUAUCUUCCAUAUAGUAAGCAAUGCAAAAUGCGUAAACGUGGUUGCAUCGUUUCAAAGCUUUUAGCAAAGAUGAUGUGUAAAUCAGGCUUAACACAUGUUAUUACAAUGGAUUUACAUCAAAAAGAAAUACAGGGAUUUUUUGAUUGCCCUGUAGAUAAUUUAAGAGCCAGUCCUUUUUUACUUCAAUACAUCCAAGAAAGUAUUCCUGAUUAUCGUAAUUCAGUUAUUGUUGCUCGUAAUCCGGGUUCUGCAAAGAAAGCGACGUCGUAUGCGGAACGAUUAAGACUUGGAAUAGCAGUUAUUCAUGGAGAACAGAAAGAAGCUGAAAGUGACGAAGUUGAUGGAAGAUAUUCACCUCCUGCUGUACCCAGAUCUCGCACGAUGGACGCAGGUGUCGGUGUGCCUGUCCAUCCUGCAAAAGAAAAGCCUCCAAUUAAUGUUGUUGGCGAUGUAGGAGGAAGAAUUGCCAUAAUGGUGGACGAUUUAAUAGACGAUGUCCAUUCGUUCGUAGCCGCUGCUGAAGUGCUGAAAGAGCGUGGUGCAUAUAAGAUUUACGUUCUGGCAACUCAUGGACUUUUAUCAUCUGAUGCACCAAGACUGAUCGAAGAUUCUCCAAUCGAUGAAGUUGUCGUCACUAAUACCAUUCCUCACGAGUUACAAAAGAUGCAGUGCCACAAAAUAAAAACUGUCGACAUUUCCAUUUUACUAUCCGAGGCUAUUCGUCGAAUUCACAAUAAAGAAUCGAUGUCAUAUCUCUUUAAAAAUGUCACUCUUGAAGAUUAA
Molecule: messenger RNA, 1340 nt
Organism: Agrilus planipennis (emerald ash borer)
Lineage: Eukaryota; Metazoa; Arthropoda; Insecta; Coleoptera; Buprestidae
Product: phosphoribosyl pyrophosphate synthase-associated protein 2
Exons: 6
Coding region: 273-1340 (355 amino acids)
Biological process (GO): purine nucleotide biosynthetic process; 5-phosphoribose 1-diphosphate biosynthetic process
Cellular component (GO): ribose phosphate diphosphokinase complex; cytoplasm
Molecular function (GO): magnesium ion binding; ribose phosphate diphosphokinase activity
Source: RefSeq, a predicted model, not a curated record